AUGUAUUUUGUGAAACAAAGAGUUCUAUCUAAUCAAUGUGUAUAUGAAUUUGAAGUAACUUUACGUUCUACGAUCUUUGAAAUAAUAGAUGAACCAAAUCAACGUAAAAAAGUGACAUUACAAUUCGUUUAUCAUUCAUCUAUUUCGUCAAUUGAAACAUAUUUAAUGGCUUUCCAUUUGGAUGUCAUUCAAGCUUGUUUUAAUGGUGAAAAAGUAUUAACUACAUGGGCUGCGAUUUAUGUAUUAAAUACGGACACAUUCCCUUUGUUAUAA
This is a messenger RNA of Rotaria sp. Silwood2, 273 nucleotides long. The record is from the annotation of a GenBank genome assembly. NCBI's taxonomy places the organism in Eukaryota, Metazoa, Rotifera, Eurotatoria, Philodinida, Philodinidae.